UGCAACCCCUCCAGAUGGCUUGGACCUCAGCUCCCAGCAGCUGCAGCCGCAGCCGCUCGGAUGGCCAGUGCUCCAGCACGCUGCUUCCCGAGGCUUGAGGAGCGGGCCCAGGGCCUCAGGCUGCAACAUGUGAUAUGGCAGCGGCCAUGGAGACUGAGCUGCCAGGCCUCGAGAUCUUUGAGAAGGCGGAGCAGCAGAAGAAUGUGGCCCCCGAAGAGAAGGCCGUGCUGGAGCCGUUCUACGUGGAGAGGUACUCCUGGAGCCACCUGAAGAAGUUGCUGGUGGACACUCGGAAGCCCCACAGCUGCCUCAUGGCCAAGGCGCCUCAUGACUUCACCUUCGUGAAGCGGAACGACCCGGAGGGGCCCCACUCGCACCGGGUAUACUACCUUGCUAUGUCUGGUGAGAACCGGGAAAACACGCUUUUCUAUUCCGAAAUCCCCAAAUCCAUAAACAAGGCUGCGGUUCUUAUGCUAUCCUGGAAGCCUCUGCUGGAUCUUUUUCAGGCCAGCCUAGAUUAUGGAAUGUACUCCCGAGAGGAGGAAUUGUUGCGAGAGAGAAAGCGCAUCGGGACGAUUGGGAUCUCCUCUUACGAUUAUCACGAGGAAAGUGGCACGUUCUUGUUCCAGGCAGGCAGUGGGAUCUAUUACGUGAAUGAAGGGGGCCCCCACGGGUUCACGAAACAGCCUUUGCAGCCAAAUUUGGUGGAAACAAGUUGUCCAAACAUACGGAUGGAUCCCAAGCUGUGUCCGGCCGAUCCCAACUGGAUUGCCUUUAUCCAUAGCAAUGACAUCUGGAUCUCCAAUCUAGCAACCAAAGAAGAAAGGAGGUUGACCUUCGUACACAAAGAAUUCACCAACAUUGAAGAGGAUCCAAAAUCCGCUGGGGUUGCUACAUUCGUGCUCCAGGAGGAGUUCGACAGAUACACGGGCCACUGGUGGUGUCCGGAAGCAGAGACAACUGCCGAUGGAGGCAAAAUCCUUCGAAUUCUGUAUGAAGAGAAUGACGAGUCGGAGGUGGAAAUCAUUCACGUCACGUCCCCCCUGCUGGAGACGAGGAGGACAGAUUCCUUCCGGUACCCCAAAACAGGCACGGCAAACCCCAAAAUAACGUUCAAGUUGUCCGAAAUAAGGAUUGGUGCCGACGACAGAAUUGUAGAAGUUGUUGAUAAAGAGCUUGUGCAGCCCUUUGAAAUCCUGUUUGAAGGCGUGGAGUACAUUGCCAGGGCCGGAUGGACUCGGGAGGGGAAAUACGCUUGGGCCAUCCUGCUCGAUCGACCCCAAACACGGCUGCAGAUUGCGCUGCUCCCCCCUGCUCUGUUUAUCCCGGUGGAAGACGAUGCCAUGGAAAGGCAGAAACUAAUGGAAUCUGUGCCAGACUCUGUCACACCGUUGAUCAUUUAUGAGGAAACAACAGACAUCUGGAUAAACAUCCACGACAUCUUCCACGUUUUCCCCCAGACCUGCGAGGAUACGAUAGAGUUCAUCUUUGCCUCUGAGUGCAAAACGGGAUUCCGGCAUCUGUACAGAAUCUCAGCCCUUUUAAAGGAGAGCCGAUACAAGCGAUCGAGCGGCGCACUUCCUGCUCCAAGCGACUUUCUGUGUCCCAUCAAAGAGGAAGUGGCGAUUACUGAUGGGGAGUGGGAAGUCCUUGGCCGACACGGCUCCAAUAUCCGGGUGGAUGAAGCUAAAAAACUGGUAUAUUUUGAAGGUACAAAGGAUUCUCCCUUGGAGCAUCACUUGUACGUCACGAACUACGAGAGCCCCGGAGAAGUGAAGCGACUGACGGAUUGCAACUUCUCGCACGCUUGCUGCGUCAGUCAGAACUGCGACAUGGUCAUUUGUAAAUUCAGCAAUCAGCAGAACCCACACCAGGUGUCCCUCUACAAACUGAGCACUCCUGAUGACAACGUCAGCCACUCGUCGAAGGAAUUCUGGGCCACCAUUUUAGAUUCUGCAGGACCCCUCCCAGAUUAUGUGCCCCCCGAGAUCUUCUCUUUCGAGAGUUCCUCAGGAUUUCUUCUUUAUGGGAUGCUCUAUAAACCCCACAAUCUACAACCCGGGAAGAAAUACCCUACAGUGCUUUUCAUAUAUGGAGGCCCACAGGUGCAGCUUGUGAACAACCGGUUUAAGGGGGUGAAGUAUUUCCGCCUGAACACGCUGGCGUCCUUAGGUUACGUUGUCGUCGUGGUUGACAACCGGGGGUCCUGCCACCGGGGGCUGAAGUUUGAAGGUGCCUUUAAACAUAAGAUGGGGCAAAUUGAAAUAGCUGACCAAGUGGAAGGCCUGCAGUACUUGGCCUCUCGGUACGAGUUCAUUGAUUUAGACCGGGUUGGAAUUCACGGCUGGUCCUACGGAGGCUAUCUUUCCCUUACGGCAUUACUGCAGAGGCCAGAGAUUUUCAAGGUUGCCAUUGCUGGCGCGCCAGUCACACUCUGGCUCUUUUAUGACACGGGGUAUACCGAGCGCUACAUGGGAUGCCCGGACAAUAACGAGCAGGGAUAUUACCUCGGCUCGGUGGCUAUGCAAGCGGAUAAGUUUCCUUCUGAGCCCAACCGGCUGCUGCUGCUGCAUGGAUUCCUGGACGAAAAUGUUCACUUUGCGCACACUAGUGUCUUGCUGAGUUUCCUGGUGAGGGCUGGCAAGCCCUACGACUUGCAGGUCGGCGCUCUCCUCCACCUUCCCACCUUACUGACUAGAGAUCUAUCCGCAGGAGCGACACAGCAUCAGGGUCCCCGAGUCUGGAGAGCACUACGAACUUCACCUCUUGUAUUACCUCCAAGAAAACCUGGGAUCUCACAUGGCUGUCCUGAAGGCGCUGCACUGAAGGCCGGGGAGGGACUCUCGGCACGCCGGACGCCCAUGCCGUUGACCCAAGGGCGGAAACGCGGGACAGGACGUCCCCCUCCGGGGCCUGCCGGAGACCACCCCCCAUGCACACACGCAGCCUUGCUUUAUUAACAUGACUCUUUAUUUUUUAAAAGUCCACCUGGUGCCAUACAAGAAGACAACUGUACAGGGAAGGAGCCCUUUUAAGUGUAAAUAAUAAAGCCAGCGCCUGUGCUGCCCGGAA
Varanus komodoensis (Komodo dragon) is the source of this 3072-nucleotide messenger RNA. It is a transcript of the gene DPP8, whose product is annotated as dipeptidyl peptidase 8. Gene Ontology annotation, biological process: proteolysis. Gene Ontology annotation, molecular function: dipeptidyl-peptidase activity; serine-type peptidase activity. NCBI's taxonomy places the organism in Eukaryota, Metazoa, Chordata, Lepidosauria, Squamata, Varanidae. The transcript is spliced from 21 exons. The coding region runs from base 135 to 2960 and encodes 941 amino acids. The record is from RefSeq and is a predicted model, not a curated record.